This is a messenger RNA of Pelagomonas calceolata, 1782 nucleotides long. The record is from the annotation of a GenBank genome assembly. Lineage: Eukaryota; Pelagophyceae; Pelagomonadales; Pelagomonadaceae.
AUGGGACGGCGCCUCGCGUGCGCCCUACUACUCACGACAGCGGGAGCCAGGGAGCGCUUCAGCCCCUGCCCGAACUCCUGCUCGGGCCACGGGUUGUGUGAUGCGUGGCACGUCUGCCACUGCGCGGACACGUAUCAAGGUGCCGACUGUUCGCAAAGGACGUGUCCGUACGGGCCCGCGUGGGCCGAUCACCCCGAACAAAUUACGGGGGACGGCGUGGGCCACCAGCCGGCGGAGUGCUCUAGAAGAGGUAAUUGUGAUCGGUUGGGGGGUACUUGUGUCUGCGGUGUCGGCUUCGAGGGCGCGGCGUGUGAGAGACGGGCUUGUGGCCCGUUAUUGUGCACCGGAAGAGGUGUUUGUCGAUCACUCAAAGAUCGGGCGUUGCGGAGAGAUCUAGGCGACUCAAGAUCAUCCCUGAGCCACUUCCACAGCGCCGACCCGCCCUUCUCCGCCCCGGUGCAAACCUACAACGCGUGGGACGCGACCAUGAUGCACGGCUGCGAUUGUGACACGGGCUUCUGGGGGCCGAACUGCGAGUUCGUGGAAUGUCCUCGCGGCGACGAUCCGUAUACCUCUGGUUCUAGAGUGGUCCAACAGAUGCUCGUGUGCAUGGGUGAUGGUGGGUCUGUAGCUCUGUCGUUUCGCGGAGCGACGACCAGACCGCUGGCGUGGGACUCUUCGUCCGCGACGGUGCGCGCGGCGUUGUUGGAGCUGCCUACUCUACGAGGUGGGGCGGGCGAUGAAGCCUUCGGGGACCAGCGGGAGAUGUUACCAAGACCAUUGAACGCCCAAUUGACCGGCCGCGCCGUCUCCGUGUUAUAUGACAACGCAGCGACCACUUUAUGCGCCGCGUCGGGCGUCACGGCAAUCAUCCAGUUCAACCAGGACUUCGGAGAUAUUCCGUUGUUGGUGCCCGACGCGACGGAGUUGACGCAUUCGUCAAUCAUCAUCUCACCCUCGUUAGCGGUAGCGUUAAAACAGACGUCGGACAAGGAGGACGCCGUCUGCUCGAACCGCGGGCUCUGCGACCCGUUAUCCGGCAGAUGCGCGUGCGACGGCGAGUUCUGGGGGUCCUCCGACGGCUACGGCAUGCGCGGGUCGCGCGGCGACUGUGGCGUCGCCGUGAACCUCGCGUCGAUCACGGGCUGCCCGGGCGACAUCCCGUGCAACGGCCACGGCGUCUGCGACGAAGAGACCUUUGCGUGCGGCUGCGAGGAGGGCUGGCGCGCCGCGGACUGCUCGGAGCGGACGUGCCCGUACGGGCCGGCGUGGUACGCGUACCCGACGGCGACGGACGUGGCCCACGUGACGCGCGAGGAGUGCUCGGGCAUGGGGACAUGUGAUCGAACAUUAGGAGUCUGCUUCUGCCAGGAUGGGUUUAGCGGGGCCGCGUGCGACGUGCUGGCGUGUCCCGGCGAGACGGCGCCGUGCUCGGGCCACGGCCAGUGCCUCACGAUGCAGCAACUAGCCCAGGCGAACGGCUUUACCUAUAGAAGCACGCCGGACGACCCCUACACGUGGGACGCCGACGCGGUCCGGGGCUGCCGCUGCGACGAGGGUUACCGGGGCUACGACUGCUCGCUGCGCUUCUGCCCCUUCGGCGACGACCCGCUCACGACCGCCGUCGUCGACUCGAAGGAAUGUAGUGGAAGGGGCCUCUGCGACGAGAUGACGGGGACGUGUGUCUGCAUGGAGGGUUUUGGGUCGUCGGACGGCAAGGGCAAGAAGGGCACCAUCCAGGACUGCGGCUACAAGCUGCCCCUGUCGGCGCCCGUAAUUUAG